Messenger RNA from Paramuricea clavata, 9522 nucleotides. The record is from the annotation of a GenBank genome assembly. NCBI's taxonomy places the organism in Eukaryota, Metazoa, Cnidaria, Anthozoa, Malacalcyonacea, Plexauridae.
AUGAAAGAAAAUGAAAUUAUUCCUGAAAACCAAAGGGUUAAGCUUGAAGAAAAUAAACUUAAAAUUGACAAAAUUAUGGAGAGUGAUGCUGGGUAUUACACAUGCAGUGUGACGACUCCUUUUGGAAUUCAAAAUAAAACAGCAUUUUUGACAGUUAUACAGUCAGAAGAAGAAGAAGACGAUGGUGAGUAUAUUCAUUGUGUAAGGGGGAAAGUUUCAGCUUGGUUGAGAUUCAGCCUGGUUAACGGAGCAGAAAUUUCAGCCCAGCCUAUUAUAACGCUAAAAUCCUAUUUAAGAAAGCGGAAUAGCUGUAUUUAGGGGACGCUUCGAGCAUCCAUUCGGUCAGAACGGUCAAGACCACUUCAUACAUACGAUGUAAAAUAAUCUGACUCCUGUUGGUAUUUUUAUUACUUUAUACAAACCAUGCAGUCUUCAAUGAUGGUAUAGACAGGCGGUAUAGCAAUAUAUUUGGCACUAUAUUUGACAAUUAAAAUCACUUUGAAAUGAUCCGGCAACCGUCAACGACUAAAACUAGAUCUGAAAACCCACAGAUAUAUGUUGUAGUAUAUACAGUGCGGUGUCUUAGCUGAAUCAUGCGCAUGCGCAUGCAAACAUCACGUUGGUGGCUUAACCAGGUUCACCACAACCGUGAAGUACAUACUAACGCACCGAAUAUAACUAAGCGAUGCCAAAACUUUUGUUUGAGUACAGCAGUUUUACAUUACCUUACAUUUUCUAAAAUCACCAUAACAUAUUAAUUUAAUUUAAUCGCUCAUCACUGCACUAUAUAUAGAACAAACCUGCACUAACAAGCAAAGUUUCAUGCAUAAUAAGCGGAUCAUUUCCAUUUUAAAUACAUCACUGCAAUUGCAUAGAAUAGAAACUUUAUUUCACGAGGGAAAACGUAUUAACCAUAAAAGUUAUCUAACAUACGGCCCUCAAAAAAGCAUGAAGUACAAAAAUCAAAUCCGGCAUACAUAAUUAAAGACAAAGCUCUUUAAUCUUAUAAUAGAGUCAGAAGAACAAGACGAAGGUGGUGGUAAGUUUUACAGCAGCUAUUAUGCAUAAUGCAUGCAUGAAUGUAGAUCGAGUGGCAAAACGUGUCCAAUUAACCUUCCUCCGCGUAAAUAUUCAAGUUUUAAAACCUUCCUCAAAAUAAUGUGAAUUAUGUCUUUUUCAAAUUGCAAAAUAUAUUAUAAGUUAUGCCAUUCAAACUAAUCGGCUUAUUAUUCUGAAUAUUUUCAAUUUUUAUUGUUUUCUCAAUAUAACGUGACUUUUUUCCAGUUUGACUCUAUGAUAGGUACUGCAUGCUGUUUUCGUUUGCAAUUAUGUAGAUCUGGAAUAGAACAAACAGCUGGAACCUUUUAGAAAGCGGUUAAAUAAAUAAUACAACAAGUAACAUUAUCAUAGUGUAAAAAUAUCUAUUUAGCCUAUCUCCAUAAUUACCUAAAUUAUAAAUUGCAUUAUUUUCCUGCAAAGAACAUCUAGAAUUCUAGAAAUCUAGAAUUGUCAAAGCCGUAAGUGUAUUCAGUCGAGCCGAAGGCGAGAUUAAUAACACCUAUACAGUACAAAUUUCGGUAAAAAUGUCGAAAAGCUCUCGGCUUUUUACACAUUGCACAAAACGCCGUUCGUUCACAUUGUUCUUCUUUGUUUUUAUUCGUGUUUUUAAAACUGCCACGUACUAUAUAUAAAAUUAUAUAACAUCAUAUUUAAUAAUUCUGUGGCGUUGCAUUUGACGUUGUAACCGUUAAACAAAAUCAACAAUAUAUUAUAUUAUUUUCAUGGUUAAUAGAUUAUUCUGGAGAAGGCGAAGAAUUAUAUCCAUGUGGACGUCCGAGAAAGAAGCUGAGUAAGUGCAAUUCAAAUUAAAUAAUAAGUUAUUAAAAUUAAUUAAACUGAAAAAUCACGUAUUCAUUUUGGCAAGAACGCGUAAUACUAAAUACAAAGGUAGGCUGCACAUGCACUUUCAUAAUUCUGUAAUUCCUCAAUUAGUUUUUUAACAAAAAAUUUCACUUCAUCGUCGCAUCAAAAUUUCCCAGAAACAAGAAUGUUAAUUAAUAAGAAAUAGGAAACGAGUCGCGUGCGCUUAUAUGGUGUGAUAAUUUUCCGGGGAAUGUUGGGGGAAUAUGAGAAAAUACUUGAAAUGUAGGCCUAUGUACAGCAUAUAUAUAUAUAUAUAUAUAUAUAUAUAUAUAUAUAUAUAUAUAUAUAUAUAUAUAUAUAUAUAUAUAUGUUGAGUUGUGUAAUUGUACACUCCGUAAUGCGUUAAGGUGAAAAUGUUCUCGAGUGUGUAUGAUAUAAUUUCCAUACCCAGCGUAAGCAGAAAGAUAAAGUCUGCCGCGGCUGGGUCUUGAACCCGCGACCUUCGAUUUACUAGAUAUAUACAUAUAUAUAUAUAUAUAUAUAUAUAUAUAUAUAUAUAUAUAUAUAUAUAUAUAUAUAUAUAUAUAUAUAUAUAUAUAUAUAUAUAUAUAUAUAUAUAUAUAUAUAUAUAGUAUAUAUAUAUAUAUAUAUAUAUAUAUAUAUAUAUAUAUAUAUAUAUAUAUAUAUAUAUAUAUAUAUAUAUAUAUAUAUAGAUAAAGAUAAAAUAAACUUGGUUUACUUCAUAAGAUUUAUUCACUACAAACUUGUUUCGUAUGACAAGCAAUGCUUGCCACACUCAUCAGGUGAAUUUAAAUGUCGCGCUAUAUAUAUAUAUAUAUAUUCAAAUUAAUUUCACUAGUCGUGCAAUAUAAUCACGAGAGCCUAACGAUCUUUUUCUCUAUUUUUUACUUUUUUCGUAUAGCUUCUGCGUGUGACAGGUCUUACGGCUUUACAGGGUGUAAAUCUUUCGCUCCGGCUGUGAAUUCUGAUGACAUCGAAAUAAUGCAGAAAUUGGAUAAUAUUACAAUGUCUCCGCCGACUUUAAGAAUGAAAGUUCAAUGGAAAGUUCCAAAAGCGGGUAAGAGAGUUUAUAUAAUAACUACAGUGAAACACGCAAUUUGAUUGGUCAACAGCCGUGCAAGAUCAGACAAUCCUGCACGGGAAAUUCUGAACAGAAAUUCUUGCGCAUAAUUUUACAAAAUAUACUCGCAUUGUAAAGUUUCAUUGUACUAUUACCUUUCGACUUUGAAGUAAGCUUCCAAUUAUUGAGACGUUGGUUUAGUUGUGUGAAUAAAUUUCUGAUCGAUACAUUCCUGUUCAAGCAAGUAGCAACGCGUAGCGUUGAAAUUCAUCAGACCAUGGCAAGAACAACAUCUCUCGCUAGUCGCUUCAAAGUUCAAACGCUUCGCAAUCCUUUAAGUAUUCAGGUCGAGAAUCUUUUCAUAACUACUUUGGCUCUCUGUUUAGCGGGUUUUCCAUUUCAAAUUUCGUAAAUUUUAUCGAAAAAAUUUCGGUAUUUUCGCUGUAGGCCGCUAUAUUUUCGCGAAUUUGCGAUCAAAUUCUGUUCGCAUUUGUUGUUGUUUUCAAUAGCGUGGAGUAACGAUUCUCCGAUUGGUUAAUUGACGAUUGUUGUGAGAACUGCACAUUUCAUCAGUUAACCGUCGUUUCACUGUAGUAAUUUUAUAAAACAAUUACCAAAUGGUUUUCCCCUCCAGGUUAGCAUGAUCCAUGCACUUGGAAUGUUGCUCGAUUUUCGGAAUGCGUAAAAAAUACACUCGCCUGGCAACAUCCCGCGUGCAUGGAUCACGCAAUCCUGCACGGAAAACCAUUCGGUAUUCCUUUACAGAACAGGUAUAAUACGCAAUAUUAUUUAAGUGAAAUGAACGCUCCACAUUAAUUAAUAUGCAGUGAAAUGAACCAAGUUCGACACAACAAAUAUCCAAAAUAAUUCAAAAUAUUUGGAAACGUUCUAUAUUGAUCUCGUUAAAAGUUUGCCUGCUCAUUGCUACGAAUCGUAUAUGGCUAUUUCAAUUAAGGUUGUCCCCGAGCAAAGCGGAAAAGUCGAAUACGAGCGCGAAAGGCUGCCGGGAAUCGCUAUGAAAAUUCAUUAAUUUUUUAGGGAUUCCCAGCAGCCUUUCGCGUUCGUAUACGACUUUCCCGCUUGCUCGUGGACAACCUUAAUUAAAAUAACUGUUGGUCAACCACUUGGGUACAGCGAUUUCAAAAACAACACUCUUCAAGUCCUCAAACUCAAGUAUAAAAAAUGACUAGACUGCUUGGCUCGAUAUUGAUCGAUGCAACAGUUGUACAGUGCAAUGCAACACAAUACUCGCGUGUUUCAAAAAAAGCUUUAAGUGACCCUUCAGUGAUCGCCUUUUUGUUGUAAACACCCAAAUUUCAUUGCAUUACAUCAGGGGGGUUUCAGAAUGCAUUGUAAUCGGAUCGUAUGAGAAUAUUAGAACUGCGUAAUUUGUACAACUUCCAUGUAUAAAAUUCGAUUCGAUUGUGUUUUAAUUUACCCACCCCAUGGGUUAAGGGUUCAGUAUACAGGGUGUAUAAAAAGUGACCCUUUAGAAAUAACUUCUGUUGUAAACUCUCAAAUUUCAUUACCUCUGGGAGUUUAGAAUGCAUAAGCUGUACAUGAAAGUUAGUCCCGUCAGAAAUUAAUUAGUCCCGUCAGAUCGAUUAACAAUGGCUCAACUGACCGCAGAGCAAGGAAUUUUUAAUUAAAUUCCCAGGUGUAUAAUAACGCGCUUUUAACAACAAAAGGGUGAUCUUAAAGGCCAUUUUUAUACGCACCCUAGCUGUAGGACUCAGGCAUUCAAAUUAUAACAUAACCUGAGUAUCAGGCCCUCGGUAUUGAAAAAGGGCCUGACACAAUUCGCCUCUAAAGCCAUGUUCAACAUCCUGAAUCUGGAUAUGCUGAUUGGCUAAGAGACGAUAAAACGCAUCAUGUGAUUCAAACCGGAAAUAUAUGACCGGCGUAUGUAAACACCAAAAAUAGAAUUGGUAAUUUUGUCAAUAUACUGUUAAAAGUGCUUUAUUUCUAAAAUUUAUUUUCAAUUAAUUAAGCCUAAAAAUGACAAAAUAAGUACGAAAAGACGUUGAAAACGCUUUUGCAGCAACAUUUUACUCGGUAUAAAACUAAAACUACAUAGUCAUAGUAGAAAGCGUGUCUAAAUAUCUCGCCGUAAUAGUCGCCGUAGAACGAAAAUCUGUGGAUGUCGGAAAUUUUCAAAUAUUUAGUUCCAAAAAGCUGAAGCCUUAUGUAUCAGUUUAUGGCCGAGCUGUUUUCCAAGACCUGCAUGCGCAAGGAUAUAGUAGUCAGCCGCUGGGUCAGACGCAGUUGAAGAGAAUAGCUAUCUCGAAUAAACUAUUAACAUGACACGAGAACCGAGGAAGAAGAAAUCCUAAUCAGAGCGCCGAAUGUUGUCUCUUCAGACUCCUGGAAAAAGCCAUCGAGCUAUGGUUCCCCGAAAGAGGCAUAGUUUACGCUUAGAAUUCCAUCAUGUGGAUAUUUCGACAAAAACAUACCGAUUUUUCUCCAUAUUUAUUCAAAUUUAUACAAAACUGCAAAUAACGAAAUUUGCGUAUUUACAUACCUGUAGCGGACAACCGGAAAUAUGCUACAACCGAAAAUAAUUUUAAUUGGCUGAUAUUCUGGGGGUGGAAAGCCCGUAGAGGCGAAUUGUGUCAGGCUCUCUUCAAUACCGAGGGCCUGAUACUCAGGUUAAUUAUAACAAUAAGGUAAACUUCACAAUUGAGACACCCUGUAUAUAUUACAGUGAAAAUACCAAGUGUCCCACUUCCGCUUCCGCAGUCUGUUGUGAUUUACUGUAACUUUUUCUCUUUUUCGUAGCGAUUAUCGACUCAUCGUCAAGUACCGCGAUAAAAUUUAAAUUUUUUAAGUUUUAUGCAAUGAAACUAACGAAAAAUGUAUUGUUUUCCUUUACUACAAAUGAUCAUAUUUAAAAAAAGAGAAAAAUAAGUUUUAUACAGAAGAACAGAUAAAAUUGCAGUGAAUCACAAGAAACUAUAUACGGAAGCAAAAAUUGUAUUUCCGGUGUAAAGAAACGUCGUAUAGCCGAUCAGUGAUAUAUCAAAAACUGUCAUUAGAUCUUAAAGAUGUCAACAGAUCAUAUUUUGCUUGUAAUAUUACUCUGAAUGUAUAUCCGUACCGGGCAGGCUUGAAAAAUAUGCCUGGCCACGGUGGGAAUCGAACCUACGACCUUUGGGAUACUAGCCCAAUGCUCUGCCAACUGAGUUACGCGGUCAGGACGGUUCGAGUAUGUGAUAUUUCGAAACUGAAUCUAGUUUCUUCGACAUCAGUGUAAUUUAAUAAUCUUAUUCACUUGAGUACACAAUACCAACACAGCAAAUCAUAUUUUGUCAAGAUAUGCAUGGUGUAUGGAAGCCCGUCAAACUUCAAGCCACAGUGACACAAUAGAAGACCUUUUUUAUGUUGAUUGCACAUAUUUGAUGUUUAUUAUUAUAUAUUAUUCAUUGAGGUUGCACGUUUCAUCUCAGCUAUAUCCCUAUAUUGGACGAUCACUUAAUUAUCCGAAAACACAACGAUGAGCUUAAUCACCGUGACCGUGCACAAAUUAAUAAACUCAAAGACAAAAACAUGUAUCACAAUUAGCAAUAACACAUUAACUUCUGUUCAGUUUCCAGAUCUCCAUGCAUGCGUAUAUCCAGUUGAUAGACUGUGAAAAAAUCAAACGGUCACUUUAGUAGUCACUACUAUACUUCUGGAAUAAAAGGUCCUAGUUGACUUGUCUCUAGAACAUGCGUUGAAUUCGAGAGAUUCCGGCGCAAUUCGAAUAGACAGGUGUACUAAGGCCGGAUAGCGCUAUCCACCGGAUAGUGAUUGUGAUAAACUGUGAGACUUGAAUAGGGUUUCGAUCAUAGAGAUUAUAAAUAACACUAGAGGAGGCAUCGAGUUUAAAAAUUGGGAACGCAGCUAAUGGGGGGCAAAUUCAAGUCCCGGAUAUAAAAUCGUGCUCUCAUUGGCUGAUUUGAAACUCGUCACCAAUGGGAACACGAAUACACAUCCGGGACUUGAAUUUGCCCCCCAAUAGUCGCGUUCCCUUUUUUUUACUGAAUUAAGAUUACAAUGCCUCCUCUAGUGUUAUUUAUAAUCUCUAUGGUUUCGAUAGCAUUUGUUGCGUUUACUUUGAGUCUUUGAGCGUGAUCGCAGGCUGUUAAGCCUGCAUGAUCGGCUAUAUAUACGGGGAUUUUAACACAAAAAACAAAAGGUUUAUAUUAUUCGAUUGAACACGUAUAUUUAACAGUUAUUCUACGGACUUCAGUCGAAUAUGAGCUGAAAGCCUAUCGCUCAUAUUCGACGAGAGUGAGCAUGGAAUAACUGUUUUAUUAUUUCCCAAGUCUGAAUUCACAGACUUUGCUUUUCGAAUAUUUUCAAUAUUUUUCUCUUUUGUUUAUGCUUUUAUCUUCGUUCUUUCGGCCGAUUAUUUUUUCAAAAAUAUAUAUUUUUAACCAUUUUAAAUAUAAAAUAUUUAUUUGCUAACCUGAAAACAAUUUGUGGGAGCUUUUUCAUUGUGAUUUUAAUCCUGCGAAGGCUAUAAAAAGCAACAACUUGCCGUUUUCUCGUUUGCAAAACAUCGUAAAUUCAGUUUGGACGCCAUUUUGUUUUUCUCUACCAGCAGGAUAUGAGCUAAUAUCCUGCUAGUAGAGAACCAAUUAGAUUGCAGAAUACCUCAUAUCCAGACCUUGUGUAUAUAAUAAUUUCGAUUACUCCAGGAUAUUUCGCUUCGAAAUUAAAGUUAGCUAUAUUUUAAGUCUUUACAUUAUUAUUUGAUGUUAAAGGUUUAUUAAAGGUCAUGUUAUCCGUGUGUUAAACGAACGUUAAGUAUUAAGGUAGGAAAUUCGACAUAUAUUUUGCGACGUGCAUAAGCCAUAACAUGCAGUGAUGAUUCAUCUAAAUCAGCGUUUUUCAACCGUGGAAAAAUGCUUGAAAAGAUUUAAUUAAAACUACGCAUAUAAACUGCACAAUUACUGAAGAGAAACAUUAAUUUAUAAAUACUAAAGUGGAACAUGGGUUACACAAAGCAACGCACAUUUUAAAAUGCUUGGAAAAUCACUAUCCAGUGACUAGCGCUGUCCUGCCUCAAGGCACCUGAUAGUGAUUUUUAAAAAUAUUUUUAAAAUUGCCCCGAAAUGCUGUAAAACUACAGAUGUGCGAAAUAGUCUACUAAGAUCAUUAAUCUGCAUGGGUGAAAAUAUCAUUAUCCGGUGGAUAGCCCUAUAUAUCCGCCCUAUAUAUAGUAUAUCCUAAGAAUAUCACCUCCAGGUGGCUAAUACCCGAGAAAUAUCGCCCCCCCCCCUUAGGAAAUCCCCCCCAUGUAAAUUCAUACAAGUUGAAAAGACCGUUGAAAAUGUGACAACAUCGACACGCUAAGGCGAAGGUAACCAAAUUCAAAUAGUUUGGCAACUGUGUCAUGUUAAUAAUAGAUAGAUUUAGAUCGAGGACGUGAACGUCAAAGACGACGUGCAGAACAAUUUCAUAACGCGUCGCGGCGGGCGCUUGAAAGUACUGUCAUGGCUUAUCCACAGUGAAAAUCUACGUUCUGACAAAAUGAAAGAAAAAUAAUGUUUGAAAUUGGGUAGAAUUACAAAAUCAAGAGUAAAAUUUAGAUACAAUAAUAAAUUGUUUGCAAGCAGUGUCAAAACACCGAUCCUGGUAUAACUGGCGCCUGCUGCAUGGCGUUACUGAACUCACGUUAUACUGACUACAACAUGUAUUGGUGUCGCUCUUGGUCACAAUUUAGUUUUCCCUUCUGCGGUGAAAGAGACUAUAGAAUAUGCAAUGCGAGGAAUCUGGAAGCCAUGAAACUAUUAUGGUAUAUAUAUACAACAUCAUUCUUAAAAAUCUAUAGGUAAUUCUGACAUCUGGGGUUGGCAAAUCAUUGUAGCUGACGUGGGUCCAUUUCCGGGUUCUCAUGGGUGCAUACAAGUGAACAGAAAGGUAUGUGUAGGUGGUUUAAAUAUACUUUGAAGCAUGGUUUACAGUUUGCAAAUAAUGAAUGUUUAUGAGUGCAAUGAUAAAAUUAUUGUUUCAAUUGAAAUUUGUGAUGAAUGUGGGUUGCACAGUUGGGGAUCGACUAGCAAUGCCACGGAUUUUCACAGACUGUAUUACUGAACCGUAGAGUGGUGCAUGUGGUUGUAUUUCUAGGUUUUUUAGUUGUAUUGUUGGUACAUGUGCUACGUGCAAUAAUUUUAGCUUUUGUGAAGCCAAAUACCAUAGGUGAUGAUGACUUCUUAUCCAAUCUUUUUACUAUCCAUAUUUUUAUUACUUAGGGUGUACAUUGUCAAUAGUUGAUUGCAUGCAAAUAGAAUCAUAGCCCCUAAAUACUACAGAAAACUAUCCUUUCUAUUAAAUAUAGUACCUAACAUCACUCAAUUAAAACUCACAGUAUCUCUUAAACCUUUUUGCUACUUCUCUGUACAUAGUUUAUUUGGGAAUCUGAUAAUGGAGAACUUUACGUGAACUACACAUUCAAAGAAAUUCAGUUGGGAGCCAAGUUGAAAAUACAAAUUCAAAGUCUUCCUGCUGUGGCUAGGAAUAAAGGUGUAAUGAAGGAAAUUUCAACAAAAUUAGGUAACGAGCAUAUUAGAAGGGAGAAAGAGUUUGGUUGA